AAGUCUCAGCCUUGGAUGGCUUACGGUAAGGUAGGUAGACUGGUGGCAGCGGUGCCAGGAGCCGGCUAUUCAUCAGUUCCAAAAAUGUAGACUCUUGUCUUUCCCGAGGCUACCACGCCGAGGUCAUAUUCAUCUCUUCUACCUUUUGUCGAGAAAUAGUCCCUAACAGGACAACCUAUUACUGUAUUGAUAUACCACUACACACCGGUACCAGUAUCUGCUUACGCCUGUGUGAGGUACAAUACAUACCACUACUGCCAUGGCGUCCAGACCGAUUCGAAUCGCAGGUGCCUCUGGCUCGGCAUCAGACCGACGCCAUGCCAUGGCCGCAUUUGCAAAAGCAUACCCCAGCGACCCCGUGGACGUGAUCAUAUCCGACUACAUGUCCGAAGUCAACAUGACGAGUGGAGCAGCGCGGAAACUAGACGCCAAGGGCCUGGGACCCGAUCAUGGCGGAGUCCCCUUUGUCGGGGCAGGGCCGGCGUACGAAGCACCUUUUCUGGAAGCCCUGGAGCCGGCGUUGGACGACCUGGCCAAGUACGGAAUCAAAGUGGUUGCGAAUGCGGGGAACACCGACACCGAGGCCCUGUACAAGGUAGUCUGCGAACUCAUCCGGAAGAAGAACUUGAGGAUCAAAGUGGCGUGGAUCUCUGGGGACGAGGUACUGCCGGCUGUCCGUAGGGCAUUGGAGGCCGGCAAGUCCCGGUUCAAAAACAUCUAUACUGGCGAGGUGUUGUCGAGCUGGCAGUUCAAGCCUAUGUAUGCUCAGGCGUACCUGGGCGGCCUGGGGAUCGCAGAGGCACUUGCCCAGGGCGCCCAGAUUGUCGUGUGUGGACGGGUCGCGGACGCGUCUCCCGUCAUCGGCUCGGCCGUGUGGUAUCACCAGUGGAAGCGGACGCAGCUGGAGGAGCUAGCCAACUCGUUCAUUGCGGGCCAUUUGAUCGAGUGCAGCUGCUAUGUUACGGGCGGUAACUUUAGCGGGUUCAAGGCUCUCGCGGACACGGCUGCUGGAUGGGAUGAUAUCGGGUACCCGAUCGCUGAGAUCUCGAGGGACGGCAAGGUCGUCAUCACGAAACAAAAAGGUGCUGGCGGCAUGGUAACGGUGGACACUUGCUCGGCGCAAUUGUUGUAUGAAAUCCAGGGCCCCUGGUACUUCAACAGCGAUGUGACGGCUGUGGUGGACCAGAUCUGGUUUGAGCAGGUCGGCCCUGACCGCGUCGCCCUGCACGGCGUCAAAGCCCUUCCACCUCCUCCGACUACCAAGGUUGGCAUCACGGCCCGCGGUGGCUACCAAGCUGAGGCCAUGUACUUCAUCACAGGGCUGGAUGUGGCCGAAAAGGCACGCAUGACCGAGGCCCAGCUGCGCAAGUCGCUGAAGCCGUAUUCGGACAAAUUCACAGUCUUGUCCUUCAGCGUGUUGGGCACGCCGGCCGUUGACGCGGAUAACCAAGCUGCCGCCACGGCCGUGUUCAGAGUCUUUGCGCAAGCCAGAGACUCCAACGACAUCGCUCCCAAUAAAUUCCUUCGUCCGUUCAUGGACAAUAUCAUGCAGUCCUAUCCCGGAGGCACGUUCCAUCUCGACUUCCGCCUGGGCAUACCCAAGCCCUAUUUCGAGUACUACGUGACACUGCUUGACCAAUCCGAAGUUGAGCAUGUGCUCCAUUUUGACGGCAGGGACACCAUCAUCCCGCCGGCCCCGAAGUAUCUUACAAAGGUGUUUCCUGAACGGCAACCCAGCCAGCCUACCACGGCAUUGCCUAUCGACUUGGCCAAGUUCGGCCCCACGCAGCGUCUGCCCCUGGGUACGAUCGUCCACGCCCGGUCAGGCGACAAAGGGUCUGAUUGCAAUUGCGGCUUUUGGGUCCGGUCGCAGGAGGAAUUCGCCUGGCUCAAGAAUCUGCUGUCCGUCGAAUCGAUCAAGGUGCUGCUCGGCAAGGAGUACGAUCCAACGCGGGUGCCCAAGAUCGAAAUUGAUCGGUUCGAGUUGCCCAACCUGCGCGCGGUGCAUUUCUUAUUCCGCAAUCUGUUGGAUCGCGGCGCUACCAGUACCUCGACAGUCGACUGGCUGGGAAAGAAUGUCGCCGAGUAUCUGAGGGCCCGGCACGUCGAUAUUCCUGUCAAGUUCCUCGCCAGGGGGAAGUUGUAAUGUCCACUUUAGUGUAGUACAACGCUUACUACUGAAUGCUUGUAGCUUCGAUGAUGAUAGAUAGCUACCAAUAUGUAUCACGCUGAUCAGGACUAUGCUGCGCUGCCUGUCUUCAAGCGACGAGUUUCAUUGUCACGAA
This is a messenger RNA of Exophiala dermatitidis NIH/UT8656, 2285 nucleotides long. RefSeq lists its product as uncharacterized. The transcript has 2 exons. The coding region runs from base 260 to 2146 and encodes 628 amino acids. The record is from RefSeq and is a predicted model, not a curated record. Lineage: Eukaryota; Fungi; Ascomycota; Eurotiomycetes; Chaetothyriales; Herpotrichiellaceae.